AUAUGACUGAAUUCACAGUUGCACAAGUGGAGCCAGACCAAACCACAACUCAUUUCCCCGAAAUUUAUGCCACAGAAAAGGAUGAAAAUGUCACCAAGAACACUAGUAUAUGUGAGCUCUGUACCUGCCAAGAUGAGACACUGUUGUGUGUUGGUCUCGCCCCAAUGCAGAAACUCCACCGAGUGCCUGUGCUAGAGCCCUACAGCUACAAUGGCACCUUCACAGUCUUGAAUUUCCAAGGAAAUGUUAUUUCUUACAUUGAAGAAAACAUAUGGAAAUCUUACCGUUGGGCUGAGAAACUAAUUCUCAGUGAAAAUUCCCUGACUGAAUUACACAAAGAUUCCUUUGAAGGCCUGCUAUCCCUCCAGUAUUUAGAUUUAUCCUGCAAUAAAAUACAAUCUAUCGAAAGACGUACAUUUGAACCACUACCUUUUUUGCAGUUUAUAAACCUUGGUUGCAAUUUACUGACAGAACUGAGCUUUGGAACAUUUCAGGCAUGGCAUGGACUGCAGUUUUUACACAAGUUAACUCUCAGUCGUAAUCCUCUGACAACUGUUGAAGAUUCAUAUCUUUUUAAAUUGCCAGCAUUAAAAUAUCUAGACAUGGGAACAACUCAAGUAUCACUUUCGACAAUUGAGAAUAUCCUCCUGAUGACUCUUGAAUUGGAAAAACUGAUCUUACCUAGCCAUUUGGCCUGCUGCCUCUGCCAGUUUAAAAAUAAUAUUGAAGUUGUCUGCAAGACAGUGAAGCUGCGAUGUGACAGUGCAUGUCGGACAAACAAUACACGUUGCCUUCAAGAUGCAUCUGUAGGGAAUACAGAAGGAUCAUUCAUGAAGGUGUUACAGGCCCGGAAGAAGAACACUAGCACUGAGCUUUCUAUUGAGCCUGAAAAGCCAGCUUCAGAUAAAAAUGGUGUCACCUUUUCGGGAUUCUUAAAUGAACAGCUAGACUUCAAUGAUGAAAGUGAUGUUAUAAGUGCAUUAAAUUACAUAUUGCCAUAUUUCUCAGAGGGAAAUCUAGAAGACGUAGAGUCAACAUUAUUACCAUUCAUUAAACUGCUUUUUUCAAACGUACAAGAUGGAGGUAAUGCCAUGGAAUAUUUGAAGAACAAUACAAAGAACUCUCUUUCAACUGCAUCCAACAAUCCAACUUAUAAAAACAAAUUAAAGAAGCUUCAUUUUCUGGAAAAUUUGUUAGAUGCAGAAAUUCAGGAAAAAAUUGAUGAGGUGAAAAAAAAAGAAAAAACUGUCAUGCUUAUGCAAUCUAGGCUUUUAGGUCCCAAAUUUAAACGCCAAAUCUUUCAAAAGAAAUUGGAAACUGCCCAACCACAGGAAAACAGCCUAGCAGAGAUUGAGAGUACAAAGAAAAGGCUGCGGAGAGUAAACAGAGUCAUCAAGGGUCCGAAGGGCAUACGGAAAAGACACCUCAAUGAAAUGAGAAAACGGAAACAGAGUGCCUGGGCACUUGCGGAGAAUGUUGCCCAAGAAGGCAGGCUCAGGAGACCAAUCCCAAGGGAACUAGAGCAGCUUCACAAGGUGCGGAGGAGGCCCAGGAAGUUAGUGGGAAACUCCCUCCUGGACGCUUCAUUUACAAAUGAACAUAAGGCAGCAGUCUCUUCUUUUUUGAAACAAUACUCCUUGGGCAAAUCUCCCACCUCCUCCAUUUCAAAAUUACAGCCUGAGAUUAGAAACAAAGCAAAAGACUUAACCUACACCCUUUUUGUUUUAGAAGAUGCAAAUGCUCCAGUUAAAAGCCUGAAGGCUGAUAAACCAGUCAUGCAUUCCAAAAAGACUCACAGCUUUCAUAAAACUUACCCUCUUGCAGCCCACAGAAUACCCAAGGCCAAAGUGAGUCAAAAGUUCAGAAAGGAUUAUUUGCACAAUAGACUGAUGCUUGCAAAGAGGCCCCCAUUCUCUGCAAUAAGGAGCCUCAUAAAUUCCCCCCCACGAGGGGCCUCUUCAUCUUUAGGAGACCUGAAUUCUCAGGAGAAUCCUUUCUCAAGAUUAUAUGCUCUUCCAGAACCUAUAGAAAGUGUUCCUGCAGAAAACAAUACUGCAAAAAUUCCUUCUGAAGGAACUAUUUCUGAAGCAAACAUUACUGUGUUGGAUGAACCCACCUCUGAAAAUGCAACCUAUGAAAACGCUGCUGCAGAGGCUGUAGAUUCUGCUGUGACUCCUUUCAACAUAAUGCCAACUGUUCAACAAACCAAUAAGACACAAUGGGAAUACCUCAACUCGAACACUGACUCACAACCCAAGCCUGAAGACUUAUCCUACCCAUUGACGGCAUCCCCAGGUGAUCAGUUUGAAAUUCAGCUAAACCAGCAUCUUCGGUCCCUCAUCCCCAACAAUGACGUGAGAAGGCUCAUUUCUCAUGUUAUUCGGACUUUGAAAUUGGACUGCUCUGAACCCUAUGUGCAACUGGCCUGUGCCAAGCUCAUCUCCAGAACAGGCCUCCUGAUGAAGCUUCUCAGUGAGCAGCAAGAAAUCAAGGGGUCCAAGGCCGAAUGGGAUACAGACCAGUGGAAAACUGAGAACUAUAUCAAUGAGAGCACAGAAGCCCAGGGUGAUAACAAAGAGCAUGAGGAGACAAGUGAGCUCACAAAAGGAGUCCCGGGAUAUGGUUUUAACAACAAACUCAUCUUGGCAAUAUCUGUGACUGUAGUGGUGAUGAAUUUGAUUAUAAUUUUCUGUGUGAUUGAGAUUUAUUCCCAUAAAACAGCAUCACAAGAUGAUGAAGAAAAGUCCUUAAGGAGCUGUUUUGGGUUUCUGUGUAGGAGAAGCUCAAUGGAAAGUGAAAAUCAGGAGGGCUUUUUCUGGUUAAGGCGGCCACUUUGGCGUAGAGAUACGUACAGACCUCUCAAUGCCACACGUAAGAAAAACAUGGCACAGAAGCUACAUGACAAGGACUCCUCUGAUGAGGAUGAGAUUUUCAAUAAGGAUGCUGGGGAUGAAGCCCCAUCACAGACCUCUGCUCCUACUGAGGGCGGAGAGUAAAUCUGUCUUGCCUCAAGCGACUGGCAAAUUUUAUUUUCUAAUAUUGGCUUCUCAUCAGUGCUUGUAAAAUACUUUUUUUUCUCAUAUUAAAAGGUACAAAAUUCACAACCAAUCCUAGCCAUGUGGUAAAAAGUAACAUGUAAAUAGUUAAAUGUGUGUAUAUAAACAACAAGGGCAUAGGCAAGUAGAGCUGGUCUAGAGCUAGAAUCCUCUAUGGCAGCCAUGCUUCUGUAAGAGGCAGUGUGUGCAGAGUUGGAAAGAGCUUCUAGGCCUCAUGCCCCAGUGUAAAUAAUCAUCUUUCAGAGGGCCAGAAAACACAUCAUCUUCAAGGAGUGUGGAUUUCUAAAUAAAAUACCAGUUGUUCUGGUGCGCUCUUUCUGGUUCAAGAA
Marmota monax (woodchuck) is the source of this 3385-nucleotide messenger RNA. RefSeq names its product leucine-rich repeat-containing protein 37A. Gene Ontology annotation, molecular function: protein binding. Bases 3 to 2996 code for a protein of 997 amino acids. The transcript is spliced from 14 exons. The record is from RefSeq and is a predicted model, not a curated record. NCBI's taxonomy places the organism in Eukaryota, Metazoa, Chordata, Mammalia, Rodentia, Sciuridae.